GAUGUGUCAAGAGGGCUAUGGACACUUUGUUUUGACUCCUCCCAUUGUCUCGUCACACUGUCCAAUAUGGCGGCGUCCAUGGCGAGGACCUGCUCCCGGUUGUUUCGCUUUCAAUCAUGUGUUCGUCGGAAGCUAUCGCCUCGUUAUUUGGCAUUCAACGAGAACUUCCACAGUUCCCCUGCCUUGCACAGUGGACUGCUGCUAUCGUUGAACAAACGGGGAGUUUUGAAGGAGUCUUUCCCCGAGGACGCUGCGCACGAUCAGCUCGCCCGUGUGCUGGAGUCCGGCGGUCAGACGGUUUACUGCGGCUUUGACCCCACGGCCGACAGCCUUCACGUGGGAAACCUGCUGGCGAUCAUUGGCCUCCUGCAUUUCCGAAGUGCGGGACACCAUGUCCUCGCUGUUAUCGGCGGGGCUACUGCUCAGAUCGGAGAUCCGAGUGGGAAGACGAGCGAGAGAGAGCGCAUCUCCGCUGACACCCUUGAAGGGAACACACACAGCAUCAGGGAGAGCAUCCAGAGAAUUUUCACCAAUCACGAGUUGAACUUUCAUGACGGCAGCGCCAAGAAAAAGAUGGGCACCGUGACUGUACUCAAUAAUAUGUCCUGGUACAAGGACUGGAACGUAGUGGGCUUUUUGUCGGAGGCUGGAAGACAUUUCCGAAUGGGGACGAUGCUCAGUCGCCACAGUGUGCAAUCAAGACUCAAAAGCGAGGAUGGCAUGAGCCUGACCGAGUUCACAUACCAGGUGUUCCAAGCCUAUGACUUCUAUCACUUGAACCAAAUAUAUGGCUGCAAGAUCCAGCUCGGAGGCAGCGACCAGCUAGGCAAUCUCAUGUCUGGCCACGAGUACAUUCGCAAAGUGUGUGGUGAGGAGGUGUUUGGGCUGACCCUCCCCCUGGUGACCAGCUCAGUGGGGGACAAGCUGGGGAAGACGGCCGGGAACGCCGUGUGGCUGAACAGAGAGCGGACCACACCGUUUGAGCUGUACCAAUACUUCCUCCGUCAGCCUGACAACAUUGUCGAACGGUACCUGAAGCUGUUCACCUUCCUGCCCCUGGGGGAGGUGCAGGGGCUGAUGGAACAGCAGCGGCUGGACCCGGGGAAGAGGCUGGCCCACAAGCGGCUGGCGGCGGAGGUCACCAAGCUGGUGCACGGCAAGGAGGGCCUGGAGAGCGCCAAGAGGUGCACCAACGCGCUGUACAACAGCAGUGUGCAGGCCCUGGAGCAGAUGAGCGAAGAGGAGCUCCAGGAGCUCUUCCACCAGGCCCCCUUCCACGAGCUGCUGCUGGAGCCCGGCUCCACGGUGGUGGACGUCUGCCGCCGGGUCCAGGCCGUCCCCGACGGACCCAAAGGGUACCGUAUGGUCACGGAGGGAGCCGUAUGGAUCAACCACACCCGCUCGGACAAGCCGGAGCAGGUCUUGAUACCCAAGGUCCACGUCCUGUCAAAUGGACUGAGCCUUCUCCGGGUGGGCAAGAAGAACUUCUACAUCAUCAAGUGGCUCGGACUAUGAGCUGGAAAGCCUCUUAGGACAACCAGGGGGGGACAGAACAAGCUCACACUCCACAAGAUUUUCACUCUGUUGGACUUGGCGUGGAGGUAGGGAUGAUUAGUCCUGGCUGGGCCAACAGUUGAACAAUGAUAAAUGGAUGGAUGGGUGGAAUGACAGACAAAGAUGUUGAGUCAAAUUGUUGGCCCAUGCACAUGUAUUACACGUGUUAACGUAUAUAUAUGUGUGUGUGUGUAUAUAUAUAUAUAUGUGUGUGUGUGUGUGUGUGUGUGUGUGUGUGUGUGUGUGUUUUAAGUGUGGCCCAGAUUCAUGAUUAAAAAAUAUCUAUUAUGAUGUUACGGUUGUAUGAAAUAAGAGGUUUUUACAUAAGUUGGAAUAUUAGUAGCAGUUCUCAAACAUUACCACUAGUGGGCAGUCUUGUUCCAAAAAUUGGAAGCAGGCAAAAAUUGCUUGGGUUGGCUUCUAGGGAGAGAAGUACUAUUUCCCCAAAAAAGGAUAGCCUAAUAAUUGUUUAAAAGGUAAUAUUUCUGUAAUAUAUUUAUUGAUGAUAGACUCUAUCCCUUGUAUCAUGAAUCCGGAAAUAUAAUCUAAUUUGACCACUUGGUUGUAUUUUUCCAAGGACUGAAGUUGUAUCCCUAGAUUAGAACUGGUAUAAUUAAAUUAAACUUUUUACAAUAAUUAAUCUA
This is a messenger RNA of Gadus macrocephalus (Pacific cod), 2198 nucleotides long. It is a transcript of the gene yars2, whose product is annotated as tyrosyl-tRNA synthetase 2, mitochondrial. The transcript is spliced from 5 exons. NCBI's taxonomy places the organism in Eukaryota, Metazoa, Chordata, Actinopteri, Gadiformes, Gadidae. Gene Ontology annotation, biological process: tyrosyl-tRNA aminoacylation. The record is from RefSeq and is a predicted model, not a curated record. Gene Ontology annotation, molecular function: ATP binding; RNA binding; tyrosine-tRNA ligase activity. The coding region runs from base 67 to 1515 and encodes 482 amino acids. Gene Ontology annotation, cellular component: mitochondrion; cytosol.